CAGUGAGAACAAACAAGCAGCUGCUGCCGGCUAAAGCGCUGGAAUUGAUUUCAUUGUUCUUGUUUUGCUGUGCAUCAUAUCAUGCGAUAUGAGAACAAGAACAAGGGUUGAUCCGAUUUUUUUGGGGAGAUCUCGGCUGAUCCAACUCUGUUGUGGCAAAGGAAACAAAUAAACAAGGGUUGAUGAAAAACAGCUUGCUUGCCGUUGGUCGUUGCUAACCUUGGUUGCGUUUGCGAUCGCAGGAGUUGCAGUUUGACACUGCAGCCUCUGCCUCCUCGUCAGCCAUCGGAACUCGGAAGAAGAAUCCAUGGAGACCCCAGCAGAUAUCAGUCACCCGUCAACCGCCCUCUCCUCAUUAACUCCCACCCCACCCGUAGCGACUUCUCGUGCUUUCCCUAUUUAUAUUUGCAAGAUUGCAUCCUCCCAAUCCCAGGCGCCCGAAUCCACCAAUCCAUCUAUCCCAAUGGCCUCCUCCGCCGCCGGCAUCCUCCCCACGCACAUCGCCCCCUCCUCAACCUCCUCCAAGCCCCCACCCACCAAGGACCCUCGCCGCCGGCGCUGCCUCUGCGUCUGCCUCCUCGUCACCCUCGCCGUCCUGCUCGCGCUCGCCAUCACCCUCCUGGUCCUCUUCCUCACCGUCCUCAAGGUCCGGAACCCCACCACCCGCCUCGUCUCCACGCGCCUGGCGGGGGUCGCCCCGCGCCUCACCUUCCCGGCCAUGUCCGUCCAGCUCAACGUCACGCUGCUGCUCACCGUGGCCGUGCACAACCCGAAUCCGGCCUCCUUCGCCUACGACACCGGGGGCCACACCGACCUGACCUACCGCGGCGCGCACGUGGGAGACGCCGAGAUCGACCCGGGCCUCAUCCCCAGCAAGGGCGACGGUGAGGUCAAGCUGGCGCUCACGGUGCAGGCGGACCGGCUCGCGGCCGACAUGGCGCAGCUGGUGGCGGACGUGGAGAGCGGGUCGGUGGCCAUGGAGGCCAGCACCAGGAUCCCCGGGAGGGUCACCAUCCUAGGGAUCUUCAAGAGGCACGCCGUGGCAUACUCCGACUGCAGCUUCGUCUUCGGCGUCGCGGAGAUGGCGGUGCGCAGCCAGCAGUGCCACGACAGAACCAAGCUAUGAUGAUCCAUCCGUCGUACUCGUAGGAAGGAAGCAUCUGGUUGCCUGCUUGAGAUCUGCCCGUGACUCCCGGUGUGGUGCGGGUUCACGUCACGUCACGUCACGUGUUGGGGUUGGUUUGCGGGUCGUGCUUGCCCGUCGCCGUCGGCAGCGCCCACGCAGCCCUCUCAUGGCGUCGCCUCGGCAUCAUACUCUUCGUCUCAUCACCACGUUAGAGAGAUAGAUGUAUCUGUAUGUAUGAUUCUGGGUUUGAUCAUUGCUUGCUUGGGUACAUAAACGCAAUAGGUUGAAUGGAUGGAUGUGCAGGUGCUUGCGCUUUUUGUUUAGACUACUUUGCUUAGAGAUGAGAUGAUGGUGAUGUUCUUAUUCCUAGCUUCAUACCUGACCUAUACAUGCACUAUAAGAAAGUGGGGACUUUUCGAAUCCCAUACAUCGUG
Molecule: messenger RNA, 1560 nt
Organism: Panicum hallii
Lineage: Eukaryota; Viridiplantae; Streptophyta; Magnoliopsida; Poales; Poaceae
Exons: 1
Coding region: 308-1126 (272 amino acids)
Cellular component (GO): plasma membrane
Source: RefSeq, a predicted model, not a curated record